Tetrapisispora phaffii CBS 4417 is the source of this 1491-nucleotide messenger RNA. RefSeq names its product prion domain-containing protein RNQ1 (gene RNQ1). The coding region runs from base 1 to 1491 and encodes 496 amino acids. The transcript has a single exon. NCBI's taxonomy places the organism in Eukaryota, Fungi, Ascomycota, Saccharomycetes, Saccharomycetales, Saccharomycetaceae. The record is from RefSeq and is a predicted model, not a curated record.
AUGAGUAACCAAGGAGUAGACAAUUUGAUUUCUGAUGCGGAAAAUCAAUUUAAUCAAGGGAAUCAUCAAGAAGCAGUAGCUUCAUUGACUAAUGCUGCUGGUAUGAAUCCAAACAGUGAUCAAAUGUCUCAAAUCGAGAAUAUUAUUAGAAAAAUAGCCAAAUACGUAAUGGGUAAUACCGAUAAUCAACAUGACAGAGGUGUUGGUGAUUCAUUUUUAUCUACUCUAAUGGGCAAUAGCAAUGGUAAUUCGCAAGCACAAUUAGGUAAGUUGGCUCUGUUGACAAGUGUCAUGUCUUCUGGUGGCGGUCCUAGAAAUAAUGGAUCUAAUGGCUUUAAUUUAGGUAGCAUUGCUUCCAUGAUGAUGUCUGGCAAUAACAAUGGCAACAAUAAUUCCAUGAACACUUCUGCUUUGUCAGGUUUAGCUUCGCAAUUCUUUGGUUCAAGCAAUAAUAAUCAAAGUCAAGGCCAAGGUCAUUCCUAUAGUAAAUUAGCUUCAAUGGCAAGUUCGUACUUUUCUGGAAGUUCUAAUAAUUCCAAUAAUAGUAAUAUGGGAGGCAAUGGUGGUUACAAUGGUAAUAAUAGCCAUAGUAACAACAAUAAUGCUAAUGCUAACGGUUACGGUAAUAACGAUAACAAGUUUGGUAACAACAGUAACAGAUAUGGUAACGAAGAUAAUAAAUAUUCUAGCUCAAAUAAUAACGACAGCUAUGGUAACAACAGUAAUAGUUAUGAUGAUAACAGCAACAGCUAUGGUAAUAACAGUAACCGCUAUGGUAACGACCAUAACAAGUAUUCCGGCUCAAAUAAUAAUAACAGCUAUGGUGACGACGAUAAUAAGUACUCUAACAAUAACAAUAACAACAGCUAUGGUAGCAACAGUAACAGUUAUGGUAACAACGGUAGCAGCUAUGGUAAUAACAAUAACAGCUAUGGUAACGACGAUAAUAAGUACUCUAACUCCAACAAUGGCAACAGUUAUGGUAGCAACAGUAAUAGUUAUGGUAACAACAGUAACAGCUAUGGUAACGACGAUAAUAAGUACUCUAACUCCAACAAUGGCAACAGUUAUGGCAAUAACAGUACUAAUUAUGGCAACAACAGUAACAGCUAUGGUAAUAACGAAAACAAGUACUCAAGUAACGAUAACUAUGAUAGCAACACUAACAAGUACGGUAACAAUAAUAGUAACAACAGCCAAAAUGGAAAUGAAGAUGGUUUCAGUAAGUUAGCCUCGAUGGCAACAUCUUACCUAACCCAAAGCACUUCUCAUUCCUCCAAUAAUUCCCAAAAUAAUUACAAUGGUGGUAAUUCCAGCCAAUCGAACACAUUCGGUAAAUUGGCUUCAAUGGCAAGUUCUUAUUUAAGCGGUGGGUCUCAAAAUAACAACCAAGGUCAAAAUAGCAACUACAAUAACAGUAACAAUCAAGGCAAUAACCAAAAUAACCAAAACUCCAACAACGGAUUUAGUUUCAAUGGUAACUUUGCCUAA